Molecule: messenger RNA, 984 nt
Organism: Suillus discolor
Lineage: Eukaryota; Fungi; Basidiomycota; Agaricomycetes; Boletales; Suillaceae
Exons: 3
Coding region: 1-984 (327 amino acids)
Source: RefSeq, a predicted model, not a curated record
AUGAGCCCCAUUGAAACACUUUUCUUCACGUCCCUCCUCAUACUUUUGGGAUGGUUCUAUAUACAUAAACGCAGCAUUAUCGUACUUCUCCAUUCAUUAUACUCCCUAUACGCUCUAAUCCAACCUCCACAAAACCUCUUCUCCCGCCUACGUAUCCCUCUCACUCUCCCCCUUGAACAUAUUCGUAAUUUGCUACUAUCAGAAGCUGGGUUUGCAGCAGGAGCAGGAGAUGGUGGACUCGCAGUGCCCGUGCAAAUGCCACCCGAUAUCGAACUUUUACUAAGUCGCCUCAAGACAGAUGAAUCGAGGGGAUGGUUUGUUCGGUUUGGUCAAAGGGCGCUGCAGACAUGCGCUCCAUGCACCUCUGCGGCUGAUUAUGCCCUCUUUGUAUUCGCAGGCAUCCUUCUCGCCUAUGUCCGAACUGCUGCAGUGCUGCUGUUACUUACUUCCAGCCAAAAUCGGAGAGAUAGAUGGAGGGGGUAUGUUUUAGGCGUGUUAAUAUGCGCAGCCCUUGCAGAGUGCUACGUCCUAGCUUCCCUCAGCGCAGCUCCACUCCCUAAAGACGGAACCCGAGUCUUUAUGUGGCACGACAACAUCCAAUUCACACGCCAAGUGCUAUUCCUCCUCCUUCCAAUCCUUACUCAGUUUCUCCCAGAGGUACAGCACCCAGGACCACCCAGCAUGUCCCUCGCCCCAGCUCUCGCACACCUCGAGCGUUCCAUCCCCCGCGCACAUCUCUUGAAAUACACACGUGCUGCUGUCAUGCGCAACCCCGAGUUGCGCGAACGCGCGGUAAGGUGGUGGGCAAGAAAGAAGAGGGAAGGAGAUGCCGGGAGAGCAGAUGAGGCGGUACAAAGGGCGGCGCUGAAGAUGGGGCUUGGGUUUGCUGAUGCUGGGGGUGGUGAGGAGGGGAAGUUGAGGAUGAGCGCGAGGUUGGCGAUAGAGUCUCUAAAGGGGUUGUUUGUUACCCCUGUGAGUCCUUGA